This is a messenger RNA of Aedes aegypti (yellow fever mosquito), 1600 nucleotides long. RefSeq lists its product as uncharacterized. The transcript has 2 exons. The coding region runs from base 367 to 1362 and encodes 331 amino acids. Lineage: Eukaryota; Metazoa; Arthropoda; Insecta; Diptera; Culicidae. The record is from RefSeq and is a predicted model, not a curated record.
GUCAGUGACGCGCACCCGCGGGAUCCAAUGGGAGCUCAUUCUGUGUGUUCCCCCGAAAAGUUUAUUGGCCUAAUCUGCCAAUGAUCCAAAAAUCAAUCGGCGCCUACUUCCAUCCAAUGAAAACUUUUCUUCCGGGGGUUUGCCUCCAUUCAGGUGCGCCAGCCAGCUGGGUAUUUUGGCACUUGGCAAGGCCUGCUUAUUGCCGAAGAUCUGACAAAUCAUUAGCUAUCAUUAUCAAUCGUUCCCCGGUUCUAUCUCGAAAAAGUCUAUAAAACGAGCUACAACGGUUCCGGGGCUUCUCAGUCGUGCGUAAAUCUGAACCGGGAAGCAGUGCUAAUGAUCUCCUGUUGGUGUGCCAUAUAGAAAAUGGGAAAAACGUGUUUCGGAUGCUUCAAAUCCUGGCGAACUAAGUGCUACUUUGUGAUGUUGUUGGUGAUUAUAGUGGAAUCGAAAACUUACGGUCCAACAUCGAGUGAAACAGAAUUUGAGGGUGACUAUGUGGAUGAGGGUACUCUUCAAAAAAUUAAGAAUGCGGUCAAAAUUGCCUCAGAUCGAACGUCUUUUAAGGAUCAUCGGUACACGUACUCGUACAGUGAAUACGAAGACGACGAUGAAGUUGAUAACAGCUUAGAAGUAAAACCUGUCAGAGAAAGUUACGAGAAACACACCAAACAGACGAAGCACGCGGUGAUUGUGAAAAAGCCCCUCGUACCAACGAAAGUCCAUAAAAGUCAACCCAUCAGCAAGGAAAUGGCCCUCAUGAUCAUGUUGGCCUUGAAAGCGUUGAUAAUAACGAUGCUGUCGCUAGGGCUACCAGCCCUCAUAGGACUCUACGCUUUGAUUCUGACGAAGACGAUGAUGGGGCUCAAAACGCUCGCUUCAACGAAUGCCUUCACUCUAGGAGUAUUGUCUACUAAGUAUCUGCAAAAUAAGCAAGACUCCGGUGGGAAUCUACAACAAGCGGCCAGCUUGCUACCAUUCUACGCCCCUCUCCUACUGUCAUCGCUUGUGUCUUCUGCAAGUUUGAUCACGGGAGCUGUUGGUUUGAUAGGGUCCCUGUUCAGUAAUAGUACCACCACAAACAGUACUACUACCGCCCCCUCAUCCAACGAAACCACAACUACGACAGCCCGCACUACCACAACCACCCGUAAAGCUCCCUCCGAAGAGUUUAGGCGCAUAGAAGUGCUGCAUCUUCCCACGAUGGACGACGAAUGUGAGCCGAAAAAGCGAAAAAAGUGCAAGGUCCCGAAAGAUCAACCUCCUCCACCGCAGAGCGGAUUCAGCAAGGCUGCCAAACGAGCCACUCAGACCGUGAAGGACUUUUGGAAGCGAGUUUCGACGAAGUUUAAAAUCGUUUGAUCGUGAUGGAAGAACGAUAUCGGAAAAGUGAUUAUUAUGUGCAUGAUGGAUUCUGCGUAUCGUUAUCGGAGAAAAUAUUCUUAGAAAAGCAAGGCAUAGAGAAUAAAUAUUAUGUUAUUCGUCUUGUAGAAAUUUUAACUGUAAAAUAUAAUGAAUCCAAUGGCCUGAAGAUAACAUGAAAAUGCCUUGAUGUUAAAAUUUGUUAGAGAAUUGACGAUUCUCAUUUCGAAUAUUUUAA